Drosophila navojoa is the source of this 4155-nucleotide messenger RNA. It is a transcript of the gene tapas, whose product is annotated as tudor domain-containing protein 7 tapas. The record is from RefSeq and is a predicted model, not a curated record. Lineage: Eukaryota; Metazoa; Arthropoda; Insecta; Diptera; Drosophilidae. Gene Ontology annotation, biological process: P granule organization; piRNA processing; spermatogenesis. Gene Ontology annotation, cellular component: P granule.
AUGACUUCGAAGCAAGAAGAAAUUUUGAAGGAUCUUACUAUUGUGGUGCGCUCAUUGAUAACUUCUAUGAAGCCGCCGGUCAGCUUGCAAUGCAUAGAGCGCGAUUAUAAGAAGGUGGAAAAUGCGCCAAUACCUUAUCACAGGCUUGGCUAUCGAAGUACCCUCGAAUUAUUGGAGAAGACAAAUGCAUUCAACUUCCAAAAAGUCGGAACAGAAAUCUUUGUCACCGCCAAGCCCAACCCCAAAUCGGCGCAUAUUGCUUCUAUGGUACGUUCUCAAAAGGAAAGCAAGCAUAAACCUAAUUUUCGAUCGUCGGCUUUCUCUGCGCCUGCCCGCUCAAACAUACGCUUCAAUCCCUCCGGCUAUAACAAUGCGCGAUCGGCUGUAAGCAGCAAUUAUCAGCAAAAUAGUGCACCACGCGCAGCCUCACAACAACUCCAAGUGCAGAAACAAUAUCAGCAGCCACAGCAGCAAUAUCCGCAACAGGAGCUGCUGGGCUUGCGUGCCGAGCUGGUGCAGAAGCUCGAGCUAUUGCGUCUGCAACAAGAGGAACAGAAGCAGCAGGAACUUGAAAUCCAGCGUCGUCAGGCGGAGUUGCUCGAGGAGCAGCAGCAGCAAAAGUUUCUAUUGCAGGAGCAGCAGGUAAAGAUCGAUAAUCAGAUUAAGCAGCUGCAGGAACAGCACGAGCGUGGACUCGAAGCACAGGCGCGCACCAUUGAGCAACUGCAGGCGGAUCGCCUGGCGCUGCGGCAUCACUUGGAAAUCCUAGAGCAGAAGCAUCGUGAAGAUAAGGCAAAGCAAACAAAGAGUUCGCUUCAGUUCACGCUCCCAGAUUCAACUGUCACAGCUGAGAUGAACGGCAACGCAACGAAGGCUGCUGCCGCCAGUGCCCGCAAGCCCCAUCUGCGUCCCAUAUUGGGCAAUAGCGCGCCAUCGCAGCGUCCGGCUCCAAUGAGACAGCCAGCGGCAGAGGCAAAACCAGGCGCUGGCGCUGGUGCUGCUGCAGUCGCCGCUUCACCCAUUAAAUGGCCAACGCAUCCGCGAGUUCAAUAUCCUAUCCGUGAUACGCGUCCCACAGGCAGCGUCUCUGUCAACUAUAGAUUGAAGCAACAGCAAACGGCAGUUGUUGCACCAAAAGCAGCAGCACCAGCAGCAACUGCGCCGACAAAUGCUUCGACAGUUGAUAGUCUGAUAACUCCACCAGCCUCGCCCGAGAAUGCAGCUGCCAAGAAUACUUCGACGCCAGUGGCCGCUGCUCAGCAGCCGCUGUUGCAGCUUCAACCAACACGUGCCGAUAUCCAUUUCAAGUUCGAUCCCGCAUACGAUGCAAUCUCCUCGCUCAAGCAAUAUUGCGUCGUGUUGGGCUAUGCGCCGCCAGCGUACGAGUUUUAUAGUGCGAACAAAACCCAAAUGCUGCACUGCAAGGUGCGCAUUGGCGAGACAGUCUUCACCAGCUAUCCGGAGGCGCACUUUGAUGAGGCAACAGCAAUGCAGCGCACCGCUGAGGUGGCCGUUGAGCGGCUGCAGGCACUUGAGGCGCGCAAACAACUGUCGAUUCUCAGCGAUAAUGAAUUUCUCGAUGGCCUGUACCAGGAGCUGAUCAGGCAUCCGCAUGGCAUCGUUAGCCACAAGCUGCCCGAAUGGUACGAGGCGAAUGUGAGGCGUCAGGUGCCCAGCAAUUGGUGGUCCCUGAUCAAUUCGUCGCCCAAAAUGCGCAUCGAGAGCAGCGUCAACACGCACAUUGUAUUUGCCAAUGCUGAGAACCCAUCGCCCGUCGUCCUGCAGCAGCCGAGCAAUGUUGGCCCGUUGGCCAUGCCAGAGCUGCGGUUGCCGUGGACGGAUGGCCAGCAGGACUGGAGCAUGUAUAUCACGCACUGUGACAACACGACGCAUGUGUGGGCGCGCCUGAUCGAUCAGAGUGCACAGUUCGAAAGGUUGACCGAGCAGCUGAAUGCGCAUAUGUCACGUCUGCAGAAUCGUCAGCCGGUGCCACAGCAGCCCGUGGAGCAGCAGAUCUAUCUGGUGGAGGUCAGCGAAAACUGGAAUCGUGUGCGUGUCAUAUCGUUGGAUGCGGAGCAGCGGCAGUGCAGCUGCCACUUUGUGGACUUUGGCGACGAGGUGGUCUUUAGCUAUGAUAUGCUCUAUGUGUGUCCAUCGAAAUUCCUCUCGCUGCCCGCUCAGGCUGUGUGCCUCAGCAUGUAUGCCCUGGACAAGUUCGAGGAGCACCCCCAUGCACUGCCCGUGCUGGCCAAGGAGCUGGCCGGGCAUAGCGUUGUCACUCGCAUCAUUACCAGCGAGGCACAAUUCCUCAAGGCCGGUGGAUUGGCUCAAGGUGUGCUGCUGCCCCAGCGAGAGGCAUCCGCUACCGAAGAGAAUGGCUGUGGAGUAUCGCUGGUGAGGCGUGCGUGCAUCGUGGGCACCUUCUAUGACACCUCCACAGCGGAGGACAUCCAUCUGAAUGAUUUGGUGGCCAAUCAGAUAAUUCGCAACACGCCCGCACCGAUGCUGAAGCUGGAACAGAAGCCGAAUCAUGUGCUCGUCUCGCACGUGAACGAUAUGGGCGACCUGAUGGUGCAGCUGCCCAACGAAGAUCUCAAGUUUGUGCAGCGCAGCAUUGCCCGGAUCAUGAGCGACAGCAGCGAACAGCAUCGCGUGCGCUACACCGAUCUGCUGCACGAUCAAUUGGUGUGCGUGUGCGACGAGACUGGUGAUGGGGUGAAGCAGUGGCAUCGCGGCAUGCUCACCGCCAAGCCGAAGAGUCCCGAGGAGGAGGUGUUCGAUGUGUAUUAUGUGGACGACGGGCGAUUGCGCAAAACGCACAUCUCCAACAUUUAUCGCCUGGAAGCGAACAAUCUGGCCCUUGCCGCCUAUCCGGCUCAGGCAUUGCGCGUGCGUUUGCAUGAUGUGCCGCCGAUUGAUAACCAAAUGGUGGGACGACUACGUGGCCUGCUGUCGCCGCAGACGCCAGUGCUGCUCAAGGUCAUGGAGGGCGCCAACGAUAAGCUGCCGAUGGUAACGAUUCAUGCUCGCGGUCAGGACAGUCUCUAUCUCUGCCUGAACAGCGCGAUUCGUGUGGAGUACGAGGUGCAGAGCACGACGCGGCUGGAGCCGUUCGAUGACGGCGGGCUGCACUUUAGUCCCAGCGGACAGCUGAUUCGUCGCAGCAGCUUCAGCUCCACGGUGUCCAGCCAAAGCAGCUGCAGCGAUCAGCCGGCAGUAGCAGCAGCAGCCGCCGCUGGGCUUGCCUCGCCGCCCACCACGCCCAGCAAGGCGAAGAGCAGCCCCCUUCUGCCCGUACUGAAGGAGUACGAGGCCAUACCCGCUGUCGGUGCCUACUUCGAGGUGCGCGUAGCGCUCUCUGUGAAUCCAGGUCACUUUGCAGUUCAGCCAUACAAGUGGUAUAAUCAGCUGCAGCGCAUGAUGAAGGAUCUGCAGGCGCAUUGCAAGAGUCCAGCAGCGCAGACCGUGCUGCCGGCACAGCUGAGCAUUGGUCAGCCCUAUGCGGCGGCAGAUGCCGACGGCGUCUAUCAUCGCGUAAAUAUACGAAAGAUUUACGAUGAAAUGAUACACGUGCGCUAUGUGGACGCAGGUGACGAUGGUAUCGUGCGCUGCAAUCAGCUGCUGCAGCUAACACCGGAGUUCAGGGAGUUGCCCAUGAUGGCGUUGCCAGCACAGCUGCAUGGCAUUCAACUGGCUGGCAUCGACUGGACGCAGGAGAAUUGUUUGCGAUUUCGUAAGCUGACGUUGGGCCAGAAAUUCAUUGGCAUUGUGAGACGCGUGGAUAAGCUGAAGGAUGAGCGGCGUGCGCUCAGCUUGGAGCUAAUUGAUACCUCAACGCCGCAGGACAUUAAAGUGCACGAAACACUGAUAAGCGAGAAACAUGCGCUGCCUGCACCAUAAUACUAUACCAUAACGAUCUUCCUCAAUUAACGACUCAUUUGUUUUGUUUACGUUUAUUUGUUUAACCGAUGUGUGGCCCACAGAUGCAUAUAAACACAUAAAUACAUAUACAUAUAUAACUAUGAGAGCCAACAUUCCGAAAUUCUACCUAAGCAUAUGUAUAUCUACUAUUAUUAUUAUUAUGUUACUGAGUUGUAUUCAAACGCAAAGCGCAACAAUAAAUAAAUUAUGAUAUUUUGCUACCGAGAGAAUGGA